Cannabis sativa is the source of this 1138-nucleotide messenger RNA. Its product is annotated as peptide methionine sulfoxide reductase B1, chloroplastic. NCBI's taxonomy places the organism in Eukaryota, Viridiplantae, Streptophyta, Magnoliopsida, Rosales, Cannabaceae. The record is from RefSeq and is a predicted model, not a curated record. Gene Ontology annotation, molecular function: peptide-methionine (R)-S-oxide reductase activity. Gene Ontology annotation, biological process: response to oxidative stress; protein repair. Gene Ontology annotation, cellular component: cytoplasm. The coding region runs from base 62 to 676 and encodes 204 amino acids. The transcript is spliced from 5 exons.
UUUUUGGAAAAUUAGGUAAUAAUUAUUUUCAUUCUUAUAGUUCCUUUUUCAUAGCUAAAAGAUGGCUCCUUUACAUUGUUUGAGCUUACAAACCACAACUGCUUUUAUUUCUUCCAAAACCCCUACCGAAUUCGGGUCGAAAUCCAAGCUUUUCGCUCUGGGCUCUCACUCUUUAGCGAAAAUUAGAAAGCCUUGCUUCUCUGUUCGUGCCAUGGGUUCAUCUUCUUCUUCCCCAAAAUCUGACAGCAACAUUCAAGAGGCAGCAGGAGCAAUUGACUAUAAAUCUUUAAGUGAUCAAGAAUGGAAGAAGAAGCUAAGUGGGGAGCAAUUCUACGUUACUCGUCAAAAGGGAACAGAGAGAGCAUUCACUGGGGAAUACUGGAAUACGAAAACGCCAGGAACUUACCAUUGCAUAUGUUGUGACACACCACUCUUUGAAUCAUCGACGAAAUUUGACAGUGGAACUGGUUGGCCAUCUUAUUACCAGCCUAUAGGAAACAAUGUCAAGUCAAAAUUAGAUUUGUCAGUUAUUUUCAUGCCACGCCAGGAAGUUCUUUGCCAAGUUUGCGAUGCUCAUCUCGGCCAUGUCUUUGAUGACGGGCCACCACCCACUGGAAAACGAUUCUGUAUCAACAGUGCAUCUCUGAAACUAAAGCCAAAAGUAGAAGGCAACUAGAAAGGGCAGUCUUUUAUAAGCAAACUAUGAGUAUAUAUAUAUAUAUAUUAAAGAUCACUAUAAGAUGAAGAGAAGCACUUGGAUUUAUCUACAGCUUCUGUUCCUUGUUGGUUUUUCUAAGUUAUUAUGAGAAUGUGGUAAUCAUGAAUACAUUACAGCUUAACACUUGUAGAUUCUAUACUGAUAAUAUGGAGAAGGGGUAAAUAAGCAAAAAAUUCUACCAACUUAUUAAUAUAUUAUUCAUUAUAUUUUUUUUUCAAAACAAAUAGUUAUCUAUGAAUGAUAGGAAUGUAGAUUUUUCUUAUGGGGAUAGCCUCACGGAGACCCGCCCCCCUCUAAUGGAACGAUGGUUUUUUGUCUAAAUGGAGAAUGAGGCGGGAAUGGGAUAACACUCCCUCACUUGACUGAGACCCAUUAAUAUUUUAUUUAUAUUUUAAUAAUAUUUUAUAUUUUAUGUUUGUA